Molecule: messenger RNA, 1526 nt
Organism: Pelodiscus sinensis (Chinese soft-shelled turtle)
Lineage: Eukaryota; Metazoa; Chordata; Testudines; Trionychidae
Source: RefSeq, a predicted model, not a curated record
AAUGUAUGCAGUCGGUGGCUUGCCUUGAUCCACCCCCAUGUGGCUGAAGCACCAACACUGUCUCACCCCACUGUGCAGUGGGGCAAUCCCCAAGCCUUGUGGGCUGGGUCAAGCUGAUUGCAAUGCCGUUCUUAAAGGUCUACAGCCUGUUUUUCAAGAGCAGGGAAUGACAGAAACAAUUCAUAACUGGGAAGAUCAUGGUUACUUAGCAACUUACAUCAACAAAAAUGGCAGUUUUUCCAAUCUGAGAAUUUACCCUCAUGGAUUAGUAUUGGUGGAUCUGCAAAGCUACAGUGAUGAUAUGAACGGCAGAGAUGAAAUUGAUCAUCUUCUAAAUAAGAUAGAAGAAAGAAUGAAAGAGUUGUUCCACAGCAGUUUCAAAAGGAUAAAGCGAUUGCCAGCAAUUAUGAGAGGAGAAGCCAUUGAUAGAUACUGGCCCACAGCUGAUGGCCGUUUGGUAGAGUAUGACAUAGAUGAGGUUGUUUAUGAUGAAGAUUCAUCUUAUCAGAAUAUUAAAAUUCUACAUUCAAAACAGUUUGGGAAUAUUCUUAUCCUCAGUGGGGAUGUUAAUCUGGCAGAGAGUGACCUGGCAUAUACACAAGCCAUAAUGGGCAGUGGGAAAGAAGAUUUCACUGGGAAAGAAGUGCUGAUCCUAGGAGGUGGUGAUGGGGGUAUACUGUAUGAAAUAGUCAAACUGAAACCAAAGAUGGUCACCAUGGUGGAGAUUGACCAAAUGGUGAUUGAUGGGUGUAGAAAAUUCAUGCGUAAAACAUGUGGAGAUGUCUUAGACAAUCUUAAAGGAGAAUGCUAUCAGGUUCUAAUAGAAGACUGUAUUCCAGUACUGAAGAGGUAUGCCAAAGAAGGAAGGAUGUUUGAUUAUGUAAUUAAUGAUCUGACAGCUGUUCCAAUCUCCACAUCUCCAGAAGAAGAUUCUACGUGGGAGUUUCUACGUUUGAUUCUUGACCUUUCGAUGAAAGUCCUGAAACAUGAUGGAAAAUAUUUCACGCAGGGAAACUGUGUUAAUCUGACUGAAGCCUUGACGCUCUAUGAAGAACAGCUCGGCAGGCUUUAUUGCCCUGUGGAGUUCUCAAAGGAAACUGUAUGUGUGCCCUCAUACAUGGAACUAUGGGUGUUCUACACUAUUUGGAAGACGAGAACUGAAGUGUGAAAAUCAAGAUACUCUAACCGUGUGCUGCAUGGAGCCAUUAUAGGCUUGCUGCGUGCUGCAUAUUGACAUCUUGAACCUUUAAAUUAUAUGCUGUAGAUGAUCUUGAAACUUAGUCAUGCCCUUGAUUGUGAAUUCCUUAAAUGUUUUUUAUUAUUAUUUUAAUUUAAAAGCAAAUAGAAAAUGUAUAUUUUGAUGCGCUGGGGUGUUAUUUUUGAAAGUCAACUUAAAAGAUGAAUUUGCAGCAAAACUGUAGCUGCUGAAUGCACUGAACCUUUAGAAUGUGAUCCUUUUUAUUUUAUUUUUUGUAGAUCUUCUUCACAAACUGAUUAAAAAGAGACAUCUUUAGCAUUUAAUUCCU